CCCCACAAAUCAGCCGCCGCUGCUCCUCCCGCCCCGUCGCCCAGCCGCCGCGCCGCCAGUCUCGAUCUCCGCCGCUGCCCUCAGCCGCCGUUGGCCCGUCGCCCCAGCAUCCGGCCUAGCCGUCGCUGCGCCGCCGGCCUGCUGGGCUCGGCCGCCUCGUGGCUCUCCUCCUCCGGCGCCAUGGCUCGGGAGAAAGCUUCGCUGGGUCAUCGCAAGCUCCCGGCUGGUCGCUCGCGUGAUGUGGGCUUCUCUCGGUGUGCCGCCUAUGUGAGUGAUGGUGAUGCUCCCAGUGAUGAUCCUGCGAGUGAUGGUUCUGAGUCCGAUUUUGCUGCUGAGGCUAAAGGAGUGGCUGUGCCUCUUGCCAAGCAACCUAAAGGGAGCCGUGUUGUAAAAAAAACCUGCUCCUUCCACUGGCCGCAGCAAGAAGAAAAAGAGGGUUGCCUCCCCUCCUCCUACUGAGCCAAAAUCAUUCUGUAUCACUCGUCCUGCUGCUUCUCCUAAUCAUGAGCCCGUUGAUUACUCACACCACUCUUCUCAUGCUCUUCAGCUUGUGCGUAACCAAACCAACCCCUAUCGCCGGUGUCAAUCUGUUCGCAUCUAUCGUCGGUUUCAUGUUCACUAUCAACAAGACAUCUAUGAGAGUAUGUGCAUGCAUGUGAAAGUUCUUGAGUCUCAAUGGGUGGAUCUUGCUAUUGUCAGGAAGAGGCCCGAUGUCUUCGAGGGCGUGCUUGAGCUUCUCGAGUCCAAGGGACUCAUGGAUAUCAUUUCCUUUAAGCAGGAUUGGUGUGCUGAGUUGAUCAUGCAGUUCUAUGCAACUUGCUAUUUUGGCAAUGACCCCGAUCGUACGGUGUUUUGGAUGACUGAUGGUACCCAAUACAAAUUCACCUAUGAUGAGUGGGCUGAGAUUCUUGGACUAGAUGGUUUUAAUGCCCCCAGAAAGAAGCUUCAUGAAACCGGCUCCUCAGUGAAGGUUGAUGGUCUUGCAUUACUUUAUCCUCCACAGACUCCUUCAUCUGAGUUUGGCCUUGCUUCCCUGAUGCUUCCCAAAUACUUUCACAUUCAUAAGAUUCUGAGGCCGGUUUUUAUUGGUAAAGGAGGAGACAAAGGCCGGAUGUGGGACUACGCCCUGGAUAUAAUGCAUUUCAUGGCCCAAUCUGAAAAGUUCCAUAUCUUUGACUAUAUCUACAAUGAGAUUCGCAGGGCUACACUUGUCAAACGCUCUCUCCCAUAUGCCCCGUUCAUUAUGGCUCUCAUUGUAUCCUCUGCAACCCACCUGGGAGAGAUUCACAUGGAAUGUAAGCACAAUCCUUACAAGCCCCGGGUCGGUGAGGUUGACAAGGUCAGGCUCGCCAAGGCGACGGAGCCCGCUUUCACCAGUUCCUCUCAUGCUGCUGCUCCCAAGAAAGUCUCCAAGUGGCAGAAGUUUGUUUCUCAAGGAUUUUUGGCCUGUUUCACAAGUGCCCGCAACAAUGCACUCGAAAUUGAGCAGCUCAAGCACCAUCACAACUCCAAGUACAUCGCGCUCAAGGCCCAGCUUCGUGACACCGGCGCUACACUCUCUCCCGACUCCGAGCUUGCCCUCGCUCUGGGUCGUCUGUCCGAUGUCCCUUUCCCUCGUACUGGGUUUGAGGAGUACUUUGAGCCUCUACAGUCUGAUGAUUCCGUGGAUGCUAUGGCGGAGUGAUCUUCAGUUGGUGACCAUG
Molecule: messenger RNA, 1703 nt
Organism: Triticum dicoccoides
Lineage: Eukaryota; Viridiplantae; Streptophyta; Magnoliopsida; Poales; Poaceae
Exons: 2
Coding region: 644-1684 (346 amino acids)
Source: RefSeq, a predicted model, not a curated record